GAAGCAUUAGUACCUUGACCUUAGGUUAUCUAGGGGUCUCAUCACCGAAACACCCCGAGGGCCUUUUCGUAGCUUCUAGUGUCCUUCUGCCACCAUGGCCACGAAAAAGCGGUACGCCCUCGUGGGCACGGGCGGGCGGUCCAGCUUCUUCUACACGGCCAUCGCAACCGACUACCGGGCGACGUCGUGCAUCGUGGCCUUUUGCGACACCAACCAGACGCGCAUGAACUACGCCAACAGCCGGCUGCAGACCCUCGGCCACGACCCCGUCCCGACCUUUCUCGCGGCCGACUUUGACAAGAUGAUCUCGGUUACCAAGCCGGACGAGGUGAUCGUCACGACCAUCGACCGCACACACCACAUCUACAUUGUGCGCGCGCUGGAUUUGGGCUGCAAUGUGGUGACAGAGAAGCCCAUGACCAUCGACGCGGCGCGGUGCGAGGACAUCUUCUCGGCCGUCGAGCGCACUGGACGAUCAGUCCGCGUCACCUUCAACUACCGGUACGCGCCGCACAACACCAAGGUGUACGAGCUGCUGCGGUCGGGGGCCAUCGGCACCGUCACGUCGGUGCACUUUGAGUGGCUGCUCAACACGUCGCACGGCGCCGACUACUUCCGCCGCUGGCACCGCGACAAGCGCAACAGCGGCGGCCUGCUGGUGCACAAGGCCACGCACCACUUUGACCUGGUCAAUUUUUGGCUGCAGACGCGACCCCUGUCCGUCUACGCCCAGGGCGACCUCAGGUUCUACGGCAGGGAGAACGCCGAGCGGCGCGGCGUGACGGGGUUCUACAGCCGCGCCCACGGCAGCGAGGUUGCAAAAGGGGACCCGUUUGCGCUGCACCUCGAGACCAUCCCCACGCUCAAGGCGCUGUAUCUCGACGCCGAGCACGAGGACGGCUACUACCGCGACCAGAGCGUCUUCGGCGACGGCAUCACCAUCGAGGACACCAUGAAUGUGCUGGUCAAAUACCGCAACGGGGCCGUCAUGACCUACUCCCUGACGGCGUACGCGCCUUGGGAGGGGUUCCGGGUCAACUUCAACGGGACGGGGGGCAGGUUGGAGAUGGAAGUGGUGGAGAACAGCUACGUGAACUCGGGGGGCGAUCAGUCGUUGGAGGGUUCUAUUGAGAGGAGGUCUAUCCUCCUGAGACCGCUCUUUGAACCACCGAGGGAAAUCCCGAUUGACGAGAGCAAGGGGGCGCACGGCGGCGGUGACAAUGUGCUGCUGCAGGAUCUCUUUGGCGAGCCUGUAACGGACGAGUACAUGCGCGCGGCGAGUCAUGUCGAUGGGGCCGCAUCGAUCCUAACAGGCAUUGCUGCGAACAAGUCGAUCGCCACGGGGCAGGUCGUCUUUGUGGAUGAUGUUUUGAAAGUACCAGGAGGACCGUGAUUAUUAAAUAUGCACCAUGUGUCGACAAUGUCCCAUCGCGCCUUACCUCGAGAAAAGCUGCUUCAAUGUCCUUGUCCGGGGUUCUGUGAUCUAAGUAUGUUUCUUUGCGAUCCUCGGAUUCGAAAUGCAGUGUGAAAUAUCCAUGAAUCGAGCGACCUUGCGGGUUGUGACUGCACGUUUGCAAUGAAAUCCAGAAGUGGAUAACCGAGCCUGAAAAUUCCGUUUGCUCAGCUCCUAGGCAACCACACCUACGUCGCUCUUAACUCUGAAGGCAGUGAAGGCUUCCCAUGAAUUCUUGCCAA
Canariomyces notabilis is the source of this 1695-nucleotide messenger RNA. Its product is annotated as oxidoreductase family protein. The transcript has 3 exons. Bases 95 to 1393 code for a protein of 432 amino acids. Gene Ontology annotation, molecular function: nucleotide binding. Lineage: Eukaryota; Fungi; Ascomycota; Sordariomycetes; Sordariales; Chaetomiaceae. The record is from RefSeq and is a predicted model, not a curated record.